CGGCGCCUUGCUCGCAGCAGAACACUGCCGUCAGUCGAUCCGGUGUGGCGUCGCGACGCUCGGACGAAGUGACUACUUUGACGCUACCAGUCGCCGAAGUUCGUGUUUUUUAAAAUUUUCUGGAAAGAGAUUUAUUCGUGUAAAAAGUUGUUAAGCAUGUUUGGGUGAAAAUUUUGAUUGAUACCAUCAUUAUGAACGAAAAAACCAAAUGGCACGAUCGCCUCUUCGGCAAAAAGCUCAUCAAAUGCGACUCAACCAACAACUCAAACGACUUUAACACCUUCCCCACCAAUGAAGUUCUUAAAAACGUGCAGAUCAUUGGACUCUAUUUCAAUUUUGCCAACAUCAACACUCAAAGUGACGAUUUCCUUAAAAAAUUGCGCGAUUUAUACGAGAAACUUAACGCGGGUUGUUUGAAUGGUGACGCGGAUAAACGUAUCGAGGUGAUACAAGUGGUGAUGUGGGCUCACAAUGACAAUUAUGGCGAUUUCGAGAUGAGUCAUAGAGAUAGUUUGCUUGGGUUGCCUUGGUUUGCCAUGCCGUUCAGUGAAAUCAACUUAAAGACAAGGCUCAGCAGAAGGUACAGAAUCAAAUCAGGAGUACCAACAUUGGUUUUAUUAGACAAAGAUGGAUCUACUGUAAGUAUAUCAGCCCAUGAGCGAUUAGUGGAAGACCCAAAUGGUACCAAUUUUCCAUGGAGGCCAAGACCAGUUGACGAAGUUCUUAAAGAUGUGGUACUUCAACCUGGCGGUAGCUACUAUCAAGACCACCCGAAUGGCAUCAAGGGGGACAUAAGAUACAUCGAUGUACCAGACGGUGUAAGAGGGUUCUAUUUUUCAGCGCAUUGGUGUCCACCCUGUAAAGCAUUUACCCCCCAUUUAGCAGAGGCGUAUAAGAUGAUAAGAAAAAGGGAACCAAAUUUUGAGAUAAUCUUAGUUUCUAGUGACAGGAGUGCAGAAUCCUACAGUGCCUAUGUUGAAUCCAUGCCUUGGUUGUCAGUCCCAUUUCAGCAAGCAUCAGUUCGAGCAGAAUUGGCACAGUUGUAUGGUAUCAGAGGCAUCCCUACGUUAUUGUUAUUGGAUAGUAAUGGUCAUGUAAUCACUAUGGAUGCUAGAUCUGAAAUUGCUGAAGAUCCUUUGGCACAAAAUUUUCCUUGGAAACCUCGUGCAGUCAAUAUUUUAACAGACCGAUUUCUAACAAAACUUCAUGAUUUUCCGUCUAUUGUUCUCUUUGUGGAUGCAGAAGAAACAGAAAUUCAAUUUGCCGAAUCCGUUUUACUUCCAGCAGCUACAAACUAUUACAAAAUGAACAAUAUCAACAUUUCUUCAGUUUCCGAAGAUCGACUUUUUUCGACUUGUGAUCAUGAUGAUUAUUUUCUUCAAUUCCUAAUCGGAACUGAUAAUGAGUCUACAGACAUUCUAAGAGAUUUAACAGGUUUGGAUGAUGUAGUACCUCUGCUGGUAGCCAUAGAUCUACCCAAUAGAAGGUACGCUACGAUGGAAUAUGGUUUGGAGAUUACCACAGAUAGUGUUAAUGAUUUUGUAAGGAAGUUUCAAAAAAAUGAUCUAAAAUUUAAAGAUAUUAGUGAGGAGGGGGUUGAAAAUGCUGAAAAUUUGUAAUCAUUUCCAAAGCAUUAUUGUAAAAAAUGUUUCAAGUGCAAUAUUUUUAUAGAUAAGUAAGGCUCUGUAUUUUGAUGAUUUAUCUUGUGAAUUCAAUAUUUAUACAAUUAGAAAAGUUGGGAUAAACAGAUAGUUUCUAGCGACUAGGAGAAUAUUUUUGUGUCUAUGAGAGGUUUCGUAGUUUUUUUUUUAAUUUGAUGCUCAAACACCAAUUGGAGGAUACUCCAACACAUUAAGUCCUCUAGAAAUAAUUGUUUCCUUAAUUGUAUUUUUAUAUACUAUGAACCUACUUUUUGAGUUGAAACCCAAAAUAUUACACAAUAACUAAUAAAUAGUUGUAGGUAUUGGCCUUUUCACUAAAGUAAGUUAAGUAUUUGAUAAAGUUUUGGCUGUUACAAUCAAUGAUUAUGAUUAUUGAAAUAUUCUUUUUUAUUUUUGUAUAGGUAGGUACUUACAAAUGUUUUUAUUAAUUUAUUUGAUAAAUUUGAAUGUAAUUUUUUUUUGUGGUAGAACCCAAUAAUGUAUUAUUUCG
Molecule: messenger RNA, 2151 nt
Organism: Ceutorhynchus assimilis (cabbage seed weevil)
Lineage: Eukaryota; Metazoa; Arthropoda; Insecta; Coleoptera; Curculionidae
Source: the annotation of a GenBank genome assembly